UUAACAAUAAAAAAAUAAAUAAGAAAAAGAAAAUAUGAAGAUUCCUGCAGCAGAAGACCGUAUCCACGUUCUCGAUGAUGACUCUUCGGUGUGGUCCGUCAUCCGUGACGUCAUCGCCACCGACAACCAAGAGGAGGCCUUCUACGUGUGCGACGUCGGAGAUAUCGUGCGCAAACACAAGACGUGGACCGCUAAGCUUCCCAGAGUCCAGCCGCACUACGCUGUCAAAUGCAACGACGGCCUGAUCGUCCUGGAGACCCUCAACGCUCUCGGCGCCUCCUUCGAUUGCGCCUCCAAGGGCGAGAUCAACAAGGUGCUGUCCUUGGGCGUCGCCCCGGAGCGCAUCGUUUUCGCCAAUCCUGCCAAGCCGGCCAGCCAUAUCAGGCACGCAGCGGCGACGGGCGUGCGCACUAUGACCUUUGACAACGAGACCGAGCUGCACAAGGUCAAGAAGCUCUUCCCGGAUGCCAAACUGGUGAUCCGCAUCCGUUGCGACGCCGCCGACGCCCAAUGCCAGCUGGGCAACAAGUUCGGCUGCGACGCCGACUCGGAAGCGCCGCACCUGUUGCGCGUUGCCCGCUCUUUGGGACUGGACGUAGUGGGCGUUAGCUUCCACGUGGGCAGCGGAUGCAGGGAGCCGCCCGUUUUCAGGCGGGCCAUAUCGGCUAGCCGGGACGUCUUCGACUGCGCCGCGACGCUCGGGUACGAGUUCGAGGUGCUGGAUAUCGGUGGGGGGUUUCCGGGAGGAAGAGGGACGUCUAUUGAUAAGAUCGCCGAAAUCGUCAACCUGGCUCUGGACGACUUCUUCCCCGACCCGUCGGUGCGCGUGAUCGCCGAACCGGGCCGCUUCUACGUCGCCAGCGCGUACACGCUCGCCUGCAACGUGCACUCGCUGCGCUCCGUCGAUCGUCCCGACGGCGACACGCAUCGCAUGUACUACAUCAACGACGGCGUCUACGGCAGCUUCAACUGCAUUUUGUACGAUCAUCAGGUGGUCGUGCCGCAACCGCUCAAACAGUACCCGGGCUCCAAGUACCACCCGAGCAGCGUGUGGGGCCCCACCUGCGACGGCUUGGACCAGGUGGUCGAGCACGUGAUGCUGCCCGAGAUGAAGGUCGGCGAUUGGUUGGUGUUCGAGGAUAUGGGUGCGUACACGCUGCCCGUCGCCAGCGCCUUCAACGGCUUCCCCAUACCGAAGGUGCACAUCGUCAUGGACGAGAGUAUCGCGACCCUUCUGGAGAACAUGCUCCACCUGACCGAGAGCCACUUCGAGAUGCUGUCUGUGCCACGUGACCGCGAUACCACCGCCGCCUCUACCAACUACGACCAUCUUCCUUCUUUUCCCAUCACCAUCGAGGUGCCGUGCGGGAACGGCAACACUGUCAAUCAAAUUUUGGAUUUCGUCGACGUCUUGGCCAUGGAAUAAUUGUAACGAUUCGGAUUCUGAUGAUUUUUUUCGAGCUACUAUCAGUUUCAAAAUUAACUGGGAUUGAAGUCAAAAAUUUUUAGUUUUUAUUUGGAUAGUCGGAAAAAACG
Messenger RNA from Phaedon cochleariae (mustard beetle), 1536 nucleotides. Lineage: Eukaryota; Metazoa; Arthropoda; Insecta; Coleoptera; Chrysomelidae. The record is from the annotation of a GenBank genome assembly.